Teleopsis dalmanni is the source of this 2085-nucleotide messenger RNA. Its product is annotated as serine protease gd-like. NCBI's taxonomy places the organism in Eukaryota, Metazoa, Arthropoda, Insecta, Diptera, Diopsidae. Bases 228 to 1946 code for a protein of 572 amino acids. The record is from RefSeq and is a predicted model, not a curated record. Gene Ontology annotation, molecular function: serine-type endopeptidase activity. The transcript has 5 exons. Gene Ontology annotation, biological process: proteolysis.
UCAAAAUUGUCAAGAACAAAUGCAAGCGGCCCGCAUGGAAACAAAUUGUUUACUUAAAAAACAACAAAAAAGUCGUAAAUUUAUUAAAAAAUAAAAUCAAAAACUAUAUAUAGAAUACUGAGUGAUAAAGUGUAGUAAACAAAGUAUAGAACUGUUAUUAUUAGAAGAAAAAAAAGUGUAACUAUUUGUUUGGAUCGUUUGAAACAAUCAUAUAUCAAAACGAAAAAAUGAAGCUACACAUAUUGACAAUAUUUUUUAUAAUUCUGGAGCAUAUCAAUAGAGCACUCACACAAGGCAUACCACUGAGUCCGUGUCCCAAAUUAUUCCAAUAUCGUUUCGAUGGUGCUGAAUGGUUUGGUUUAUUAUCGGUACGCAAUCCAGAUAUUGGACAAGCACUGCACCUAAGAGUCACACUUUCAAUGAGGGGAAAACCCACAACAGAUUAUUUGGGUGAAAUUGAACUAUUGACCCGCGGUCAGUUUCUUAGUGACUCGCCUGUGAUGUAUAAAGUAAAGUUUCCAAAACAUCAUUUUCCUCCGAAAGUGUUGCAAAUCACCACAAACAAUCAAAUUGUUUGUUUAGGAGCUGCAGAUCACGGUAUAUUUGUGACACAGAUACAAUUGGAGCACACAAGGAAGUUUGCAUUUAUACCGGAUGAUAUAACAAUGCAGUUGCCGCCCGAUUUUGUGAUGCCAACGCCCACAGCAGAAGGUGCCGCAGCCACUCCUACCAAGGACUCUGGAAUGUUGCCUGCAAGUAUGGGUUUCGACACCAAACACUUCUCAUUGCCAACCCUCGACAUUAAUUUGUUUUUCCACUUUUGCCUUUUACAAUUUAACUCAAUUAGCAAUCCUGUGCGUACGCCAAAUGACAUCUGCGGCAGAAUUGACGACCGCAUACGUUUUCAAGUUCUGCAUGCGAUGAAAGCUGGCUUGACACCCGGCAAUCAACAUCGAAAUGAAAAUUUGAACUCAGCGGGACUGCUUCUACCCAGAAUAGUGGAGGGCAGCGGUGACGCCACUAUGCCAUUGAUUACAUCCGAUAUUGAGGAUGCGAAUUUUGCGCCAACAUUUGCAGCAGAUGGUUCAAUGGCCAACGAUGAGUUGCCUUCGAUCACACGCGGUGCCUGGCCCUGGUUGGCAGCAAUUUACGUUAACAAUUUGACUUCGCUCGCCUAUCAGUGCGGUGGCACGUUGGUAUCCAAACGUGUUGUCAUUAGUUCAGCGCAUUGCUUUCAGUUGUUUAAGAAACGCUACACAGCAAACGAGGUACUCGUAUUUUUGGGAAGACACAAUUUGAAAAACUGGAACGAAGAAGGCUCCCUCGCAGCGCCAGUCGAUGAUAUCUUCAUACAUCCUGACUUCAAUAGCCAUCUAAAUACGUACGAUGCUGACAUUGCGGUUUUGAUUCUGAAGCAUGAAGUACGUUUUAAUACAUUCAUACGUCCGGCCUGCCUGUGGAAGGGCUCAACCAAGCAGCAGUACAUUGAGGGCGAACAUGGCAUCGUUGUCGGAUGGGGCUUAGCUAAUAUAAAUGCCACUUCCGCUCCGUCGAGUUCAUCCACUGUACCGAGAGUUGUUGACGCACCAAUUGUUUCCAAUGCGGCAUGCUUUAAGGCUAAUGACAAAUAUCGGAAUAUAUCAUCCAAUCGCACAUUCUGCGCGGGAUUUGUAUCAGCAGUCACACCAACGAUUGCCACGCAAACAAUGGGAAACAAGGCUGAACUGCAGCGCAAACAUAAAUCCAAAAUGUGUACCGGCGAUUCGGGCGCGGGUUUAAUGAUUUUCAAAAAUGAUAGGUGGAUGUUGCGUGGUACUGUGUCCGCUAUGGUACCGGUGGAGGGAGCGAGUAGAAAUGCAACUAGUGGCAGAUGCAGUGACAAUCAGUAUGUCGUCUAUACUGAUGUGGCGAAAUUUCUGGAUUGGAUUUUUGCAUUUAUUAUUUAGCAAAUCGCUGGAAGGUUGGCAAUUGUUUUUGAAUUUGUGGUAACCGAAUUUAUAACCUAAUUUACUGUUCGUGCCAAGCAUGUAGCAUGUUUUACUUAUAUAAGCUCUAGUUUAUUUUUCAUUUUAAAUUAUGUAAAUA